Molecule: messenger RNA, 1146 nt
Organism: Penicillium angulare
Lineage: Eukaryota; Fungi; Ascomycota; Eurotiomycetes; Eurotiales; Aspergillaceae
Product: NIPSNAP family protein
Exons: 2
Coding region: 1-1146 (381 amino acids)
Cellular component (GO): mitochondrion
Source: RefSeq, a predicted model, not a curated record
AUGUUGAGCCCGCGUUUCCUCCGCCCAGCAAAGUCGCUGGUGCGGCCCUUCACCUCCUCCGCUGUCUCCUACCGUUCCCCCUCAAUUAGAGACAUGACCCCGAACUCUGCCGAAGAGUUCAACCGGCGACAGAAGGAGUUUCGCGAGAACCUCGAAGAGGCUCGCAAGAAAAAGGAACUGCAAGAGAGUCAGUCUGUCAAUGCUUCUGCUUCUGCCUCUACCUCGUCCCUUCCUACCCGUGAGUCCGCUCCCACUGCUCCGCACGUGAGCAAUGCGAGCACUUUAGAAAAUCGAAUUCGUCCGGCCUAUGAUGCCGCUGAAGCUCUGGACAAUAAGGCCUUAGGCUUACUCGCUUUACAUCGUUCUAUAGGAGAUGAUAAUUCACAGGAGAACCCGAAUAAGCGCGGUCCUCUUUCUUCCCUGAUCUACGGCACGAAGGAAGGUCAGCACUUCGACAAGGAUAUUGAGCGCUCGUUUUCGCAGGUUCUCGCUCGCGGUAAAUACGUUCAUUCUGUCGUUUUUCACGAUGUUAAGCCCGACAAGGUCGAUGAGUAUGUCGACCUUGUUGGUCAGUGGUACCCACGUAUGGCUGGGACAGAGGAGAACCGCGUCAAUUUGGUGGGCAGUUGGCGAACACAAGUUGGAGACAAUGAUACAUUCGUUCACAUCUGGGAGUACCAACGCUACGAAGGUUACCAUGCCUCUUUGCACAAUAUCUCCGUUCACCCUGAAUUCCGCGACUUUGACCGCAAACUGAAGAGUCUGAUCAAGAGUAAGAAAACAUCGCUUAUGCAAGAGUUCUCCUUCUGGCCAACUACCCCACCGCGCCGACUGGGUGGCCUUUUCGAACUCCGCUCAUACACCUUGCACCCCGGUAACCUGCUCGAGUGGGAGACACACUGGCGCCGUGGUCUGACAGCCCGUCGAGAAGUCAUGGAGGGCGUAGGCGCAUGGUUCGUCCAGAUCGGAGAUCUGAACACCGUACACCACCUGUGGCAAUUCGCCAAUCUGGAAGAGCGAAAGAUCCGACGUGAACAAUCUUGGGGUAUUGAAGGAUGGGGCGAGACAGUGCACAAGACUGUUCCUCUCAUUCAGUCUAUGCAGAGCCGAAUCCUUGUUCCGAUGCCAUGGAGCCCUGUCGGUUAA